AUGACACUGUGGCUGGCUGCCGUCGCCAGCUCUUCGUUUGUACCCGCUCAGUAUUUCUGGAUCUUCCUACUUUUCCGUGGUAUCGUCGGAAUCGGUGAGGCGUCCUAUGCAAGCGUUUGUCCGUCGAUUAUCUCUGAUAUGUUUUAUGGCAAGGCGAGAAGUCACAUGUACAUGUUGUUCUACCUUGCUAUACCAGUAGGAAGUGGGCUCGGUUUCGUAGUGGGAACAAAAGUCGCUAGUUUAAUGGGUGCUUGGCAAUGGGGAAUACGAAUCAGCGUAAUCGCAGGAAUUAUUGCGUUGGUGUUGCUGGUUGUGCUUGUCAGCGAACCGAAACGCGGUGCAGCAGAAGAAGUUGUGGGAGCAAAACUGCAACUCGAUGGUGCAUCGUCGUUCUGGCAAGAUAUCAAAUCCCUGGCUUGCAUACCAACAUUUCUUCUAUGCACUUGUGCCUACGCUGCUUUGGUAUUCGUGACAGGAACAUUGACGUGGUGGGAGCCAACAAUUAUUAAGCACUCAAUCGCCUGGGAUCUGGGUCUUAACGACACUCAACUACUUCCGAAUAAUAAAAAGAAUGACAUUGGUUUGAUUUUCGGAGCGAUCAUAGCCGUAUCAGGUCUUAUCGGUGUUUCAGUGGGAAUGCUUCUAUCACACAUGAUACGUCAAGGUCGUGGUAUUUUUCGUGCACUUAAAACCGAACGAGCGCCACCGAUCGUUUCCGGAGUGGGAGUGCUAAUCACUGCACCGAUUCUACUUCUCAUGAGUGUACUUGGUCAUAAGAGCCUAACAGCUCUAUUGAGUUUGAUGUUCAUUGGAAGCACAUGUCUCAGCUUCAAUUGGAGUCUCAAUGUUGACAUGCUCAUGGUAAGUGAACAGUGA
This is a messenger RNA of Angiostrongylus costaricensis, 876 nucleotides long. The record is from the annotation of a GenBank genome assembly. Lineage: Eukaryota; Metazoa; Nematoda; Chromadorea; Rhabditida; Metastrongylidae.